Nicotiana attenuata is the source of this 960-nucleotide messenger RNA. Its product is annotated as fibrinogen- and Ig-binding protein-like. Lineage: Eukaryota; Viridiplantae; Streptophyta; Magnoliopsida; Solanales; Solanaceae. Bases 1 to 960 code for a protein of 319 amino acids. The transcript is spliced from 2 exons. The record is from RefSeq and is a predicted model, not a curated record.
AUGUUUGAGGAAGGCAUUACUCGCUCGGUGGUUAAUGCGGAGGGGUCGGCCCGUCUCGUUGAGAUCCUCUCCGACGUGAACCUGUUGAUGCAAGGAGGCAACUUGGUACCACAAUUCAGCUUGUUGUGUUCGGAGGCCGAGAACGAGUCCCUGAGGAAUGUUUCGGAUGUCGAAGUGAUGGACCAAGUAGCUGUAAUGGGCUUACGGACGUACAUGUUGGAGGUAGAGAAAAUUCGCAGAGCCAAUGUCCGAUCGAGGAUCUUCUUGCAGAUGCUGGAAAAAUACCAUCGCUAUCGCGAUGGGUGUCGUGAGUUGUACGAACGGUUAAGGACUGAUCCCCGCAACCGGUCUUUGGGCGAGGAGUUGGAGAAGAGGGACCAGGAGCUAAUGCAGGCGCUUCGCAGCAAGAGCGAGCUCGAAGAGCAAAUCCGCCUCAAGGACGAGGAGCUCGAGGUGGGCAAAGGGGUCGCUGCGGAAUGCGAGCACAUACAGGGCAAGUUACGAGCAAUGCAGUUGGAAAUUGAGCAGAGCCAGGCCAGAGCAGCGGAGAUGAACGCCGAGUGGAGCGGGAAGUUGACUGCGCUGGAAGGCAAUGUUGCCGAUUUGAAGCGCAUGGAGAGGGCAUCGUUGGAUGCUUCGACGAGGGCAGCGUCCUUAGAGGCGGCAAUUCGUGUACAUGAGUCCGAGCGAGAGUCGGAGAGAGCUACUGCAGCCCUUAGGGAGGCGAGGCUCGAGGAGUGGAUUGGCGCGGUUGACCAGGAGGCCUUAGUCUUGUCAGAUCGGGUUGCGGCUUUGGAGGAGGAGAAUCAGCGAUUGAGGGCCCAGGCUGGAUCAUCCCGUGUCGCUGUUCCCCGCCAAGCUCAUGAACUCUGGGUCUAUGCUGAAGCUCAACGUGAUAUUUUCAAGAACUUAUGGGAGGCAGGGACCAUGACUGAGGCAGCUUUCGAGGAGGCGUGUUAG